Messenger RNA from Diaporthe batatas, 600 nucleotides. RefSeq lists its product as uncharacterized. The transcript has a single exon. The coding region runs from base 1 to 600 and encodes 199 amino acids. NCBI's taxonomy places the organism in Eukaryota, Fungi, Ascomycota, Sordariomycetes, Diaporthales, Diaporthaceae. The record is from RefSeq and is a predicted model, not a curated record.
AUGCCAGGGUCAACAGACCUCCUCCUCCGCCGCGUCACCUCGGUGGCGCUGGCCGUCUUCUUCUUUUCCGUGUCGUCAGGCCGCUUCGCCCCCGUCUCGUGGCUCACCCAGUCCGACUGGGUCACGGUUCUGGACGGGCCCUGCCUGGCCGACCGGGUCAUCUCCCCCGUGCUGCUUGGCGGCGCCGCCAUCCUGCACUGGUACAUCGCCUCUCAGCGCACCGUCCUCCCGCUGACCAUCACCAUCCCGAACCCGGGCCACGACGUCGCCCGCGGAGCUGCCCCUGCCGCCACCGCCACCGCCAACACCCUCGUGCUCGGCCUGUGGCGGCCGGCAUACUAUUGGGCCCUGGCUGUCGCCGAAGCCGCCCUUCUGUACGCCGUCGCCUCCGCCAGCGCCAGCGUCUUCGCCACGAGAUGCGUCAUCGUCGCGCUCCUGACCGGGGUCUGGGUCCUCGGCUGGAACGCCCUGCCUUGGUACCGCAAGGAGCAGGCCUGGGCCAUGAUGAAGGAGUACGUCUUGCAGCUCAUCAUCAUGGAGAUGGUGAAUAUGGCCUUUGGGGGUGGGUCGGACCGGAGGAGGAGACGGAGGAGGUUCUAG